AAAAACAGAGAAAGUUUCUUAGUCUGUGUAGCUUUAGUAAGCCGUGUUUUUAUAAUAAUUUAUUAUUAUUAUUUUAGUGUUUAGAUAGCUACAAGAUUGAGUGAUGAUAAUCGAUUUCAGAAUCCUCUAAAAUUAAAAGAGAAGCUCCAAGCUAACAACCUAAGCUAUUUAAAAUAAUGUAAAAUAAGUCUAUAUAUAUCGCUCUUAUGCAAGUGGCUUGGCUAGGGAAUAUACAAAACAAGUUGUUGGAGACAUUUGAGAAAAAUGAAGCUAUCUAUUACUUCUACUCUUCUUCUGGCACUUCUAUUGGUUGUCAACGUAGCUCAUGGAUGUAAUGACGACAGCGUGGGAGAGUAUUGGGGAAAGAAAGCAAUUGAAACCCUUUCAGGCAUAAAGUCGAACGAGGGACCCCAAUACUCCGGCGAGUAUUGGGGGAAGAAAGCAAUUGAAGCCCUAGUAGGCUUCAAGUCUAAUGAUGUACAAAAAUUUAAUUCUAUUGUGAAAGACUUUAAGUUUAAGCCUAAUCAGUGGCAAUACUUGGAUACGAAUCCUAAUUCGAAAAAUGGGGAAACAACAAGCGCGUAUUUUGUUAAAGAUUUUGUGCCUAAGCCUAACCAUGUUCUACAAUGGCACCAUGGCGCGGCUAGCCAUGAUGAUGAGGUAUCCACAACCAAGUAUUUUGUGAGAGAUUUCGAGCCUAAGGUUAACCAUGUUCUUCAAUGGCACCAUGGGGCGGCUAAUCCUACCAAGGAUGUUUGGCCAACAAUCAAAUCUGUUGUGACCGGGUUCGAGUUCAACUAGCUUAACCGGCUUAUGGUGUAGCAUGCUAGAUCAAGCCCCAUAGUUUAUCUAGUGGCAUAAGACUAAUCUGACUAUGAGUUAAGUAAGUGUCUAUUAAUAAAUAAAGGGGGUUUGUUGUUUCAAAUC
Chenopodium quinoa (quinoa) is the source of this 927-nucleotide messenger RNA. RefSeq lists its product as uncharacterized. The transcript is spliced from 2 exons. Lineage: Eukaryota; Viridiplantae; Streptophyta; Magnoliopsida; Caryophyllales; Amaranthaceae. The record is from RefSeq and is a predicted model, not a curated record. The coding region runs from base 265 to 801 and encodes 178 amino acids.